CAAAAAGAAAAAAAGAAAAAACCCUAACCCCACCUUUACUCUGCGAUUUUGAAUUCUCCAUUUCCCGUUCGUUCGUCAAAGCUACCUCUGAACUGAAACUAAGAUUGCGGCAAAUUCUAGACUCAGCUGAACUCCGCCAUCUUAUUUCCGUUCAACAUGUCUUCUUUCGGUGCAGCAAAUACAAAUACAAAUCCAAACAAAUCCUAUGAGGUUUCACAACCACCCACCGAUUCUAUUUCCAGUCUUUCUUUCAGUCCUAAAGCCAAUUUCCUCGUCGCUACUUCCUGGGACAACCAGGUUCGGUGUUGGGAAAUAGCAAAGAAUGGCACUGUUGUUACCAGUACGCCCAAGGCUUCAAUUUCGCAUGAUCAACCUGUUUUGUGCUCAGCUUGGAAAGAUGAUGGAACGACAGUGUUUUCUGGAGGUUGUGAUAAGCAGGCUAAGAUGUGGCCGCUUUUGUCUGGAGGGCAACCGGUGACUGUUGCUAUGCAUGAUGCUCCCAUUAAAGAGAUUGCAUGGAUACCGGAGAUGAGUCUUUUAGCCACUGGAAGCUUGGACAAAACUGUAAAGUAUUGGGAUACUAGGCAAUCCAACCCAGUGCAUACUCAACAACUCCCUGAUCGAUGUUAUACAAUGUCAGUGAGACAUCCUCUGAUGGUUGUGGGAACUGCCGAUAGGAAUCUGAUUGUCUUCAACUUGCAGAAUCCUCAGACUGAGUACAAAAGGAUAGUAUCACCCCUGAAAUAUCAGACAAGAUGUGUUGCUGCUUUUCCAGAUCAGCAAGGUUUUUUGGUUGGCUCAAUAGAGGGAAGGGUUGGAGUACAUCACCUUGAUGAUGCACAACAAAGCAAGAAUUUUACUUUUAAAUGCCACAGAGAAAGUAACGAGAUAUAUUCGGUCAACUCCUUAAAUUUCCAUCCGGUACAUCACACUUUUGCAACUGCUGGAUCUGACGGUGCUUUUAAUUUCUGGGAUAAGGACAGUAAACAGAGACUCAAGGCAAUGCAAAGGUGUAGUCAGCCCAUACCUUGUGGUACAUUCAAUAAUGAUGGUUCCAUAUAUGCUUAUGCGGUUUGUUAUGAUUGGAGCAAAGGUGCGGAAAAUCACAAUCCAACUACAGCAAAGAACUACAUAUAUAUGCACUUACCACAGGAGUCUGAGGUUAAAGGUAAGCCGCGAGCUGGAUCAACAGGAAGAAGAUGAAGUUUAGUGUUAAGGUUUUCUGUGUUUUGGUGUUUUCAUAACAAGGGUUUGAAACUGGAAGUGACAGACCAAUUGUUUAAUGAUUUGGUGCUACAGCUAAAAUGAUUAGAUUCUAACUCAUUCUUUGGGUUUUAACCGAAAUUUUCAUAUGAUUUAGGGUUAGGCUGCUACUCUUCUUUAUCAUAUGUACAAAUUCAAAUGACGCAGAUAUCUUUUACAAUUCAUGUGGAUUGUGUAUGGGAUAUAAAUGGCAUUAUCGAUUCAACAAUA
This is a messenger RNA of Medicago truncatula (barrel medic), 1473 nucleotides long. RefSeq names its product protein RAE1. NCBI's taxonomy places the organism in Eukaryota, Viridiplantae, Streptophyta, Magnoliopsida, Fabales, Fabaceae. The transcript is spliced from 11 exons. Gene Ontology annotation, molecular function: protein binding. Bases 157 to 1203 code for a protein of 348 amino acids. The record is from RefSeq and is a predicted model, not a curated record.